Molecule: messenger RNA, 2804 nt
Organism: Ictidomys tridecemlineatus (thirteen-lined ground squirrel)
Lineage: Eukaryota; Metazoa; Chordata; Mammalia; Rodentia; Sciuridae
Gene: Trim46
Product: tripartite motif containing 46
Biological process (GO): neuron migration; microtubule bundle formation; anterograde synaptic vesicle transport
Cellular component (GO): main axon
Molecular function (GO): protein binding; zinc ion binding
Source: RefSeq, a predicted model, not a curated record
ACAGGUGGGAAUCCAGGGAGAUGCUGGGGUGUUGGCAGGGGGCUAAGGGAUGGCAGAAAAGACUGGGAGGGUCGGGAUGUAGGUAUGAGGGUAAUCCCGGCAGCCAGGAGGUGAGUGCCGUGGAGGCGCCGGUUUUCUGGGAUGUAAGCAACGAGGAGCUGCCCGGACGCAGCGGGUGGGCUGGGGUAGCCGCCAGCAGUGCACCAGGACUGGGGCUUCAGGGGGAAAGGACUAACCUAUGGGAAGGGGGCAUGUGUGAGCUUGGAUAUUUUCCAAGAAAACUGAGGACACGUAGGGAAUGAGGAAGGAGCUGCUCCAGGGUGCAUCUCCCAAUUUGAACCCCUCCCUGAGACCCCACCCCAUCGCUCCCCACUCAGGGCUGCGCCGAGCCUGCGGUUGUCAUGGCAACCCGUGCCCGGCUCUCCCAGGGGCGGUGCCAACCCUGCUCCCCCCCACCACUUCCUUCCCCCUCCCUCCCUGUCCCUCCCUCCUUUGUGUCAGCUGCGCCCCUGACCGGGAUGGCUGCGAAGAGAGGGACCAAGACAAGCAUGAAGAACAUGGAGAAAGAACUGCUGUGCCCAGUGUGUCAAGAGAUGUACAAGCAGCCACUGGUGCUGCCCUGUACCCACAACGUGUGCCAGGCCUGUGCUCGGGAGGUGUUGGGCCAGCAGGGCUACAUAGGCCAUGGUGGGGACCCGAUCUCGGAGCCCACGUCUCCUGCCUCCACCCCUUCUACCCGCAGCCCCCGCCUCUCCCGCAGAACUCUCCCCAAGCCAGAUCGCUUGGACCGGCUGCUUAAAUCAGGCUUUGGGACAUACCCCGGGCGGAAGAGAGGUGCUUUGCACCCCCAGGUGAUCAUGUUCCCAUGCCCGACCUGCCAGGGUGACGUGGAGCUGGGGGAGCGGGGCCUGGCGGGGCUUUUCCGGAACCUGACCCUAGAGCGUGUGGUGGAGCGGUACCGCCAGAGUGUGAGCGUAGGAGGCGCCAUCCUGUGCCAGUUGUGCAAGCCCCCACCACUAGAGGCCACCAAGGGCUGCACAGAGUGUCGUGCCACCUUCUGCAAUGAGUGCUUCAAGCUCUUCCACCCCUGGGGCACCCAGAAGGCCCAGCAUGAGCCCACUCUGCCCACCCUCUCCUUCCGCCCCAAGGGCCUGAUGUGCCCAGACCACAAGGAAGAGGUGACCCACUACUGCAAGACAUGUCAACGGCUGGUAUGCCAACUCUGCCGGGUGCGUCGCACCCACAGCGGGCACAAGAUCACACCAGUGCUCAGCGCUUACCAGGCCCUCAAGGACAAGCUGACAAAGAGCCUGACAUACAUCCUGGGAAACCAGGACACAGUACAGACCCAGAUCUGUGAGCUGGAGGAGACCGUCAGGCACACCGAGGUGAGUGGUCAGCAGGCGAAGGAGGAGGUGUCACAGCUGGUACGGGGGCUGGGGGCUGUGCUGGAGGAGAAGCGGGCAUCGCUGCUUCAGGCCAUUGAAGAAUGUCAGCAGGAGCGGCUGACCCGUCUCAGUGCCCAGCUCCAGGAGCACCGGAGCCUGCUGGACGGCUCAGGCCUGGUGGGCUAUGCCCAGGAAGUGCUUAAGGAGACAGACCAGCCUUGCUUUGUACAAGCAGCCAAACAGCUGCACAACAGAAUUGCCAGAGCCACUGAGGCCCUGCAGACGUUCAGACCAGCUGCCAGCUCCUCCUUCCGCCAUUGCCAGCUGGAUGUGGGGCGCGAGAUGAAGCUGCUGACAGAGCUCAGCUUUCUGCGAGUGCCCGAGGCACCCGUCAUUGACACCCAGCGCACCUUUGCCUAUGAUCAGAUCUUCCUGUGCUGGCGGCUGCCCCCCCACUCACCACCUGCCUGGCACUACACGGUCGAGUUCCGUCGCACUGAUGUGCCUGCCCAGCCGGGCCCCGCCCGCUGGCAGCGGCGGGAGGAGGUGAGAGGCACCAGUGCUCUCCUGGAGAACCCUGACACCGGCUCUGUGUACGUGCUGCGUGUCCGGGGCUGCAACAAAGCCGGGUACGGCGAGUACAGCGAAGACGUGCACCUGCACACGCCCCCAGCACCUGUUCUGCACUUCUUCCUCGAUGGCCGCUGGGGUGCGAGCCGCGAGCGGCUGGCUAUCAGCAAGGACCAGCGAGCAGUGCGGAGCGUCCCCGGGCUGCCCCUGCUGCUGGCUGCUGAGCGGCUGCUGACUGGCUGUCACCUGAGUGUGGAUGUGGUCCUGGGCGAUGUGGCUGUGACCCAGGGCCGCAGCUACUGGGCCUGUGCCGUAGACCCUGCCUCCUACCUGGUCAAGGUGGGCGUCGGGCUGGAGAGCAAGCUUCAGGAAAGCUUCCAGGGUGCCCCGGAUGUGAUCAGCCCCAGGUAUGACCCGGACAGCGGGCAUGACAGCGGUGCAGAGGAUGCCACCGUGGAGGCGUUACCACCCUUUGCUUUCCUAACCAUCGGCAUGGGCAAGAUCCUGCUGGGGUCUGGAGCAAGUUCAAAUGCAGGGCUGACAGGGAGGGACGGCCCGGCUGCCAGCUGCACAGUGCCCCUGCCACCCCGCCUGGGUAUCUGUUUGGACUAUGAGCGGGGUCGAGUCUCUUUCCUGGAUGCUGUGUCCUUCCGGGGGCUCCUCGAGUGCCCCCUGGACUGCUCAGGGCCUGUGUGCCCUGCCUUCUGCUUCAUAGGGGGUGGCGCCGUACAGCUGCAGGAGCCUGUGGGCACCAAGCCGGAGAGGAAAGUCACCAUUGGAGGCUUCGCCAAGCUAGACUGAUCCUUUCCGACGGCUCUGUCCACCUGGAGUCUCACUGGGACCUGG